Molecule: messenger RNA, 1890 nt
Organism: Arabidopsis thaliana (thale cress)
Lineage: Eukaryota; Viridiplantae; Streptophyta; Magnoliopsida; Brassicales; Brassicaceae
Product: Glucose-methanol-choline (GMC) oxidoreductase family protein
Exons: 2
Coding region: 168-1679 (503 amino acids)
Molecular function (GO): oxidoreductase activity, acting on CH-OH group of donors; flavin adenine dinucleotide binding
Source: RefSeq, marked reviewed
AUUGUAACAAUUUUUUUUUGGAAUUAUUUAUUCAUUGACCACCUUCUCAGACCAUGCGUUCCACGACACAAAAUACUCACUUAGACCCACAACCUCUUCCAUCAAACCAAACAAUCCCUUUUCCUCAGACAAAACUUUGUCUCUGAAUCUGAAAAUCAAGAUUAGACAUGUCUCAUUUUGUGUUUCUCUUUAUUAUUUCCAUGUUCAUUAAUCUGUCACAAGGAGCGCAAAUGCCUUACAUGACUACUGAUCCGAAAGAAGUUUCCGGCAAGUCAUUCGAUUACAUCGUUGUUGGAGGCGGAACUGCGGGGUGUUCCUUAGCUGCUACUCUGUCUGAGAAAUACUCUGUUCUGGUCAUUGAACGCGGUGGCUCGCCUUUUGGAGAUCCAUUAGUAGAAGAUAAAAAGUACUAUGGAUACUCAUUGAUAAAUACAGAUGAAUACUCAUCCGUUGCGCAAAGUUUUACCUCCGUAGAUGGAAUCAAAAACCACAGAGGACGUGUUCUUGGAGGAUCGAGCGCUAUCAAUGGCGGAUUUUACAGCCGAGCUAGCGAUGAGUUUGUGAAGAAAGCUGGUUGGGACAAGGAUCUGGUUCAAGAAUCUUAUAAAUGGGUUGAGUCUAAGGUUGUCUUCAUGCCGGAGUUGACUCGAUGGCAAUCCAUUGUGCAGUUCGGAUUUCUUGAAGCAGGGUUUUAUCCGUAUAACGGAUAUAGUUUGGAGCACACGCAAGGGACAAAGAUCGGUGGAAGCAUAUUUGAUCAGUGUGGGAAAAGACAUACAUCUGCAGAUCUUUUGGGAUAUGGUAAACCAAAUUGCAUCACUGUUCUUCUAAACGCAACGGUAAAGAGCAUAAUCUUUGAUGCUAACAAGACUCGCGCAGUUGGAGUUAGGUUUAUGGAGAGUGAUGGGAACUCAAGUAAGAGCUACAAAGUUCAUGUUGAGCAGCAUAGAGGCGAGGUUAUACUUGCGGCUGGGGCUUUAGGUAGUCCGCAGAUUCUCCUCUUAAGCGGUAUUGGACCCGAGAAUCAUCUCAAUGAUUUCGACAUUCCUGUGAUUGUCAAUCUCAAAGAAGUCGGAAAACAAAUGUCAGAUAAUCCAGCGAUCUCUCUUCUCGUUGAUAGAUUCUCGCAAAACCUCACAGUCGAUCCACCUCAAGUUGUAGCGAUAACAGAAGGUUUUAAAUUCAUACUCCAAUCCCUGGUUCUUCCAACUAACAUUACCACAACAAGAACCGCUAUAUCAGCCAAAAUCGCAUUCCCUAAAUCCAAAGGAAGACUCAAGCUUAACAACACUAACCCUAGGGAGAAUCCGUCAGUGACGUUCAACUACUUGGAAAACAAGGCAGACCUUGACGCAUGCCAAGAGAUGGUUUUGCAUCUUCAACACGUGGCUAGGUCAAAGACUGUGACGUUUUUCUUGGGGACACAAGCUCAGGAUAAGCUAGUGGCAGGUGACGAAGAGCUUAAGAAGUUCUGCAUAAAGAAUGUGAGAACUUAUUAUCAUUACCAUGGGGGUUGCGUUGUGGGAUCUGUCGUGAAUGAGGAAUAUAAAGUGAAUGGUGUGAAGCGUUUAAGAGUCGUUGAUGGUUCAACGUUUGAAGAAUCACCAGGAACAAACCCUAUGGCAACAGUAUUAAUGCUGGGAAGAUAUCAAGGAAUCAAGAUACUCAAAGAACAUUAGGAAAGGUUGUUUAGCCCUUAAAAUAUUUUGAACCAAAACGAUGUAAAUGCAAAAAUGUUCAUGAAAAAGAUUUUAAACCAAAACGAUGUAAAAAUGUUCAUUAUAGUUUAAAUCCAAAUGAGAACUGAAAUCCAAAUGCUCGUAUCUUGUAAUAUAGCUUUUGUUUCAAGGAUUAGAUGUUUGGUUUUAAAUCUUCUCCAUCGACCAUUGG